GCACCAAUAUGAAGGCUUUCAUGGACGUGCUGGAGCUGCCUCCACCUUAUCUAACUGUUACCAGUGAUCUGUAUCCCCACAGUGGGAGGCUUCCUGAUGUCACCUACAGGAAACCAUGGAUCCGAGGAGAGGUGUUUUCUUCCUGCCAACUCUUUAUCAGUUGUUCGGUUCUAGAUGACCUUGGUGGAAAUAAUGAAAUAGGGAACUCACUGGAAAGAUUUACUGUAGAAAAGGAUAUGGAGACAGUCUCCAGCUCUAAUCCUGACUCCCUGGACCAGGAUCAGUAUGUUUUCCUUCUCAAACACCCGAUUGAAGAUACAUGUCAGGAAAUAUUUUCUAAGUGUACAACUGACCAACAGGGUCCAGAAAGUAAAGAUCUCUUUCUUUCUGAGGAGAUCAUAGCUCCAGAUUUGCUGUCGCAGUUAAAAAGACAUGUACCCUCUCUGGAAGCCACACUGUCCAGACUUAAAACGCUUCCCGUCGCCGACCCUCUGCUGAACUCAGCAGGAAUCGCCAUCUCUGAGGACUCUAUGUUCAGCUGCUUCGGACGAUGCGCAUCCUAUCAGAAACCUCCAGGUGACAACAUCAACAAAAACACGUAUGGAGAUGUUCAGGAGGAGUUUGUUCAACAACCACUCUUAGAGACAGAGUCUCUGCUGUUAUCACCUGUAGUCGACCGUUUCCAGCUUAACCCUCAAAGCUACAUGGCUUUUUGCAGUGUCAGCGGUUUUGUUAACAGUUCUCCAGAACCGCUGGACAUGCAGUGUUCUGUCCUGGAUCUGCUUCGCAGAAUGUCUUUUUCCAAGGUUUCAGUGGAUAUUUCUCAGUUUGAUUCAAAACAAGAACAAAGAAAAGAAAACAGGUUAAGAGGAAAACUUGCUGAGUUACAAAGCCCAGAGGAUAUUGUGUCUCCAGCUGGAACAGAACUGGACCUCAUUCUCAGUCCAAUUCCUAAGCAGAAGCAAGCCUACAUCAAUAUGUCCACAUCUCAUCUCCAGAGAGAAGAGUUGCCUCCGUUUAGUCCUAUAUCUUUGCUGCCGACAGAAACUCAGACUAAAAUGAAUAAAACUGUUUGGAACUCGGAGAAGCAUCUGACCUCUGUUAUGCGUUUCCUGUUGUCAGAGCUGUCUGUAUAUGAACCAUCUGUUGGUUUUCAGCCUGUGCCUGAAGCGCUGGGAUUUAUUAAAUUACAAAAACAAAGCUUCAGCUGUGACAAUGACCUACUGGAUUUACAUAUGGAGCCAGGAACACCAGAGAUAGUUCUGGGUAAACAUCUAGAAUUCGUCGAGAGGAUUAUGUCUGAGGUUCCUUCCAACAAACAGGUGGAAAAGGAAGACUUCAGAAGAAUGUUCCCUGAAGAUGAGCAGGGAGAGAAUCUGAUUAGAGUUGACUUUUCUAGUGUGGAUUCUCCAAACAAAACCAAUCUUCAAAAAGAAGCAUAUGUUGAUUCAUCUCAGAGCUCGUUCUCAGCAAACAUUGCUGCUACAAGCAGUCAUGAACAAAGUUCUGCCAUUUUCACCAGCAGAGUCGAAGACAGGGACUCAGAUAAGAGACCUUCAGAAUCUGCUGUUGGUUCAUCUGCUUUUAAAAACAGCAGCAGCAUCGACACGCAGUUUAAGACCCAGCAGAGCUCUAACAGCUCUGAGCUGACUUUGUCCACUGGAUCAAUUAUCAGAGAUAAUCAGAGGAAUUUGAUGCUUAAUAACCUCGACCCGCUGUCUGCCUUUAUGAUGCUGAGGUCUCAGCAGGUACUUUUAGUUGGUGCAACGUCUUCAAGUUCAAGCAUCUCUGCAGCAGCAGAGAUGAAUCAUCCAUCACCAGAGAAGGAGCAGCAGCCACCUCCAGAACAGAUAAGGAGCACAGACAGGAGGCCUGCAUACAUGAGCAUCGCUGUGGUAGGAGAUGCUUUUAGAGAGCAGAACCCUGCUGCUCAGCUCGAGGGUCGCUCUGUCUGUGACUCAAACCCUGAGGAGAAACAUCACAGCCGAGUCAUUCAGGUUCAGCCUACAGAAAGUCAGCAGCAGGCCUACAAUGAGCUGCUGGCCUUUGCCCAGCCGUGCUUGAGUUCUGCCAGACAGCUGGGGCUCAACUUCCCCUCGUGGGGAGACUUCAGCUGCUUGGCCCCGGACCAAACUCAUUUCCUGCUGAAGCAGCAGGAGAGGGCCCUCUGCAGGACCCCAGCAGAGAGCACAGAGCUCAUCCGGGACCAGGAGCAGCUUUGUAACCUGGUUGCCCUCAUCCAUGUGUUAGUGACAUUCAAAGAGCUGCUGCUGAAGUGUGACCUGAGCAUAGCUGUGGAGUACCUGACGAAAGCAGCUGAGGCGUGCGUGGAUCAAAGCCUGAUGAAGCUGCUGAGGAGGCUGCAGAUCAUCCUCUUCCUCAGCCAGAAGGAAGAAUCCAACUUCAAACUGCUGGAACUUCAGCAGCUUUUGGCUGAAUGGCUUGGAGGCAGAAAAGGAAACAACAAUGCAGAGAAAAUGCUCAUCAUUCUCUCUGUGGAGUCUCAUGAAACCAAAUCUGUGAUAAUCAGCAACUUGAGUAAAGUUUGUGGAGCUGCUGUGAGAUCGGUUUGUCCCGAUGAGGCACAGAAGAAACUGAACGGUGCCAGUGUGGUCAGCCUCGUGUGUGACAGUGAUUGUGUACUGGUGUUUGAGCAACAUAUCGGCCCUGACUUCCCCUGGAGCUGUUUCUCUCUCUUGGUGGAAUAUGACCAUCCAGGCCAGUCCCCCUGGUUCACCGUCUGCAGUGAGAGGAGCAUCAGACACCUUUCCUUCAUCACUAGCUGCUCCAAUGCCGAUUCUGACAAAGUAUUUUGGUCUCUGGAGGAAAAAGUCCCGUUUGUGUUGUUAGUGACUGAGGGGCUUCUGAAAUCUCCUCUGCUGCUGCAAACACUUGAGUCAGGCUUUGGUGUAACUGUGUUGGAAAGGAGUCUCUGUCCCACACUGCAAAAACUCGGAGGGAUCCACAGUUAUGCUGUGAUCACAGUGGAUGAAAGCACCGCCAUCAUCAUACAGGAUCAGGAUGAACUGGGUGAUGAUGGAGCCAGUGAGGGACUGGUGAUAAGGCUGAGUGCUCUCUCUCUGCAAUACAGCUGCUGUUGGCUAAUCCUGCACUGCCCUGACAGUCAGAGUGGAGGAUUUUCAAGCAAUGCCUUUAACAACUUGGUGUUGGUUUAUUCGUCUCUGGUUCUGUUCGGCAUGAAGUCAGAGGAACUGGAAGUAAAGGUUCUGAUUGUAACAGAAGUUUUGGAAAUGGCCCAAUUUAUUAAGCAGAUCUGCUUCAAGACGCUGAUGUCUAAAGACGGGGAUCCUCUGAUAUACCUGGACAGAAACUGGCUGACUGUGAGCCCAUCUCAGGAGGAGGAGUGUCUGUCUCAGUUUCCGUGCAUAAACCCCCUGGUCAGUCAGCUCAUGUUAAACCGAGCUCCAUCCCUCCAGUGGCUCCUGGAGGCAGAUCUGCAUCAGCUGAAGAAGUUACUUCCUGAGAUUCCUCAUAAAGUCCUUAAGUUGUUCAGUGACAUCACCUCCUUAUACUCAAGGAAUGCAGAGCCUACAGCCCCUCAGCCAACCAUUAACAAGUCAGAACAACGCAGCGCGUCUGUUCAAAGUCUUGAAAUGGUUGAUGCUGGGUUUGAGUUCAUGAGCUGUCUGCAUCCAGAGCAGUUCAGCUGCGACCAAAACAGCAGCUUCCUAUGUGAACCAAUGAAGACAGACGACCUGUUUCCCAUCUUUAAGCCAGACUCUUCGGACUUUCAUUUUGACCUGAGUGGUUCCUUUGGGAGCCCAGGUUUUGACCUCCAGAAAAGCUGGACCAGCAGAGAUCCAUGCAAGGAGGAAAAUGAGUUCCCUAUGUGGAGAAGUAGAGCUGGAGCAGCAGGCAGAGUGGUCAAAAGAUUGAAUGAAAUGUGGACGUCAAGAGACUCCCCAAAUAACAUAGACACAGCUGAAAGCCAAGUGAUCCCGGGCCCUUCGUUAGGUUACAGCCCCUUCCUGCUGCAGCCAGCCAGCGGUCAGGCACUCCCCCGUCCCUUGAUCUACACCAACCUCCAGCAUCCUCAGAGCCAGCCCUUCAACUACAGUCAGAGCCCACCUGCAAGCAUCAUGUGGGAUCAGAGCUACGAUCUUAUCUCUGGGAAUGGAGGGACAGCAGCGUAUUCCUCCUUUGGGCACAGGUUCUGGAAACGCGAGGAAAGGAAAAGGAGUGGAGAUGCAGCUGGUCUGGUUGGACCAGUGCUGUCUCCACUGAAGAAGGGAAGGCUGAGCUAUGAGAGGGUACCUGGGAGAAAAGAUGGACAGACGAGGUUGAAACUGUUUUAAUUUCAGUGUUCUGCUCUUUGUCUAGGUAUUUUCUUAAGUUUCACUGUAAUUUUUUUGUCUUCAUAGAUGUUUUGUGGCAGUGUUGUGUUUUUGUGUUGCUCUCUGUUGCCCCCUUGUGCCAGUCUCCUUUCCCCUAUCUUCUAGUUGCUUCCAUCCACACCUGCUCCUCGUCUGCUGAUUAGCCCAGUCAUUGUUCUGUCUCCAAUUUAUACUCCUGCUGUGCAGUUUCUCAGCGUUUCUUUGCUCCUCGUGUGUGUUUUACUGACGUCUCCUGGUUUUUGGUUUUCUAUAUUUUGUUUUUGGACUUUGCUUCUGUUGCCUUGGAUCUUCAUUAAUCAGCAAAAACUCAUCUCUGCCUCCUUCUACUCUGCGUUUGGGUCCACAACCACAUCCACCACCAGUUGACACUAAUUUUUAACAAGAGAAUUUUAACAUUUUAACCUACUUUAUCCUGUUCCAUGUAUUAAAGUUUAUCUAUUCCUGUUUUCCUUCUUUAAAAAAAAUGUCUAAAACUGAGUGAACUAAUCUGGCUGUGAUAUAAAGCAGCUGAUUGAUAUGUUAUUGUGAGGUUAAGGCUUUUACAGAACUGUGCUCUCUUUAAAGGAUUUAAUAAACUGAGACAGUCUAUUUAAUUGCUUCAGUUAUCUUGUAAAUCCUUUUUUUAAUCUGGGAUA
Cyprinodon tularosa is the source of this 4990-nucleotide messenger RNA. Its product is annotated as protein shortage in chiasmata 1 ortholog. NCBI's taxonomy places the organism in Eukaryota, Metazoa, Chordata, Actinopteri, Cyprinodontiformes, Cyprinodontidae. Gene Ontology annotation, cellular component: condensed nuclear chromosome. Gene Ontology annotation, molecular function: single-stranded DNA binding; ATP hydrolysis activity. The record is from RefSeq and is a predicted model, not a curated record. Gene Ontology annotation, biological process: resolution of meiotic recombination intermediates. The coding region runs from base 9 to 4316 and encodes 1435 amino acids. The transcript has 26 exons.